Aegilops tauschii subsp. strangulata is the source of this 431-nucleotide messenger RNA. Lineage: Eukaryota; Viridiplantae; Streptophyta; Magnoliopsida; Poales; Poaceae. The record is from RefSeq and is a predicted model, not a curated record.
GCCCCGCCGUCAAGCAGCUCGACCCCACCGCGGCCUCAAGUCCUCUGCCCGUCGCCAUGAACGCCGCAGGAGCACCAACGCCACCAGCAGCCGUGCGCCUCCUCCCUCGUCCCAGCGGAGCCCCGUCCUCCCCGCGCCUGUCCCGUGUGCCCGGCGCUCCAACCCCAAGAAGCAGCAGCGCCCGAGUGCUCCUCUCCUCGCCGCUCCUCCACCGCCCUGCUCAGUUCGUCGCCGUCUCCGCAAGAUCCGGCGAGGCCCUGCGUUCCCAGCCUCGUCCCCGCCUCCAGGCCGCCGCUGCGUCCCCUGCUUGUCGUCGCGCCGGCUUCUGCUUCCUCUUCUUCAAGCAGGAGUUCUGCUUGUCCCGCGCGCCUGAACACCGAGCAGCUGCGCUCGUUCUCGAGAGCGUUGACCAAGGCCCAGCGCCGCCCUAG